Molecule: messenger RNA, 267 nt
Organism: Penicillium canescens
Lineage: Eukaryota; Fungi; Ascomycota; Eurotiomycetes; Eurotiales; Aspergillaceae
Exons: 1
Coding region: 1-267 (88 amino acids)
Source: RefSeq, a predicted model, not a curated record
AUGAUCGGCAAUAGUCUGAACUGUGGAUUCGUCGAGUCCCCGCUUAAAGCGCCACCCUUGCCUGAGCCUAUCCGCCCUACGUUGUCAAAGCCAUCAUCCCUCACUUCAGCGCUUCAAGAUGGUCGAUGGUAUACCUUUCGUGCUAAUGAACCAUUGAACAUAGCAAUUGAUUCUGAGAACGAACACUCCACCUGCUCAGGCCGGUACUUCGGCUAUGCUAUGUCUAAGCAGGAACUACACGGCCUUCCCUGGCUCGGACCGUAUUAA